GCCUCCGUGGGAAGUUCCUUUUACAGUUUGAAGAUCCAGACUUUGGGAAUGAGCUCUGCAAUUUGACAGACAUCAAGGACCUACCAACUGAACGAGCCACACUGAAAGUUCUGUUCACGUUUUCUGAACCAGUUUCUGACUCGACAUUAGAUACUGCAAGCCUUAGUUCCCAGAAUAGUGCAAGCCCCAGUUCCCAGAAUAGUGCAAGCCCCGAGCCCCCUCGUAGUGGUGAUUCUUCAGAAUGGCCUGAUCACUUUGUUAUUUCAGAUUUCUCCCAUGACGUUGAGUUUCAGCUGAGGGUAGCAAAUGAUGCCUAUGCCAAGGAUGGAGCUGUGAUGGUCAUCUCAAAGAGUGUGAAGAGUGAAAUACUGGACAGACUGGCUGAUAGCAUAACCAGAAUCACUUGCUAUCCAAGUAAAGACAAUUUAGAAAGCGUAGCCAAAGCUCUUGUUGCAAAGCAUCCUUGUCUCAGGGAGCCGGGUUCAGGUAAAGGAUGGUACUGCUGGAGAUUCAGCCUGAUAUUCAAGAUGGGCAAUUACCGUCAGAGGAUGAUGGCAGCUGGAUGCCCUGAAGUUCUUGUAAAUAAAAGAAAAAGAAAGGGAAACACCAAGCCAGUCAAGAAGGCAAAAAAGGGAGAGAUCAACUACUUACCAGAGCCACCUGAUGGACAAAGUACUGUUAAAUCAGAUAAGGAUCGUGAGACCAUGCUUUUGGAAGUGCAGAAGAGAGAGCCAGAUUUGCACCUGCUCGAUGAAUUGAUGACUGCAACAUUCUCCCAGCGAAGACAAGAGAUCAUUGGUGACGAGCCACUCAUUUCUGCAGUCAAGGACAGGUGGCCUGCAUUGUUUAGUGAGAGACAGCUCAGUGCUGAGUUCAGUAGAAUCGUCACCAAAGACCUGCUGGAGUCAUUCCUGGAUGGACUUGAUGCCUUGGUGCCAGGUGUUCUACAAAUGUACGGAGAAGCUGCUGCAUCAGGCAGGAGGUUGCGCCUGAACAGUAUUCUCAGUUGUCUUCAAAAGGAGGCUCAUGGUGAAACCCUUGACGUGCUAAUGAGCGGGAUGCAAGUUGGACUGUUGAUUGGACACGAAGGCCCUCUGCAUGAUGCAUUUCCAUUGGAUGUUUUCAACGUGGCUCUGGUAAUAGAGGAGAAGAUAAUCCUACAUGACCUCCGAGAUGUGUCCACAGGCUUUGCCAUGUUACUGGGUGCAAUCUACUGCCUAAACCUUGAGUACCCACGUAAUAUGAAGUAUUCUUUUGAGUUCCUUCAGAGGGUUGUCAUGAACAUUAAACCGGACCAAUGUUCAGCCAGAAUCCAUGGACUGAGAAAUAAAAUGCUUAGAUAUCGCAUGUAAACAAAGAAAUGCACUUGUCAAGCAACUACUAGGAGGCAGCAGUUAUCUGGGAAGCUUGCCUUGUUCUUUACACUAGCAUACAGGUUUUCAUCGUUUUAGUUUGUUCAGCACAAGUCAGGUAUGCGUGACAGAUGUGUCACUUGUGAAGUUGAAAAAUCUGAAAUUGUUGAAAAAUCUAAAAUAGUUUAAAUGUGCAAAACAUUUUGAGGUAUAAUGAAAACAAACUUUUGUUUCGAAUUGUGGUUAAAGAAUCUUUUAGACGUGGAUGUUGAUGUUUUGUAAAGCUCUGCGUAUACCACAUUUUUCCUCUACAACUUCGCCAUACUUAUUCUCUCAUUCACAGUUUUAAAUUGUGUUCAAUUAACUGUUAAAUUAAGUGAAAUGUAAGUAAGUAUUUAUAAUGUACACCAUUGUUUUUGUUCAUAUGACGAUAUGGACCGGUUAUCUCACUUUUUGCCUCUUAUGACACCUGCCCAUCUGUCCCCCUUUCCUCAGCACUCUCGGUUGUCAACCUCAGUGAGGCCUGUUUUGAUGCAAAGACAUGUUUAAGAUGUAUCAAUGUUCCACAUUGUUCAUAUUCAUGUUGAGAUUUUAUGAUUAUCUGUUUACUAUCUCACAUACGUCAUUGUUCAACCUCACCUACUUUCUUUCUACGAGUCCACUCGCUGUCAGUCCACCCACCCUCUGUCUGUCUGUCUGUCUGCAAGUCCACCCUCUGUCUGACUGUCAUGUCUGUCUGCAAGUCCACCCUCUGUACAUUACAGAGACAUACAUUGGGUAUGGCAUGUUAAAACCUUUAACUUCUGUUAAAGUUUAUAUAAAUGUAUUUAUAAAAUAAAUGUUCUUGGACAACUGCAAGAAUUCAGUGUGAAGCUCUGUCAUUUACCAUGCAAGUUGAAACAAAUUUAGAAUUUUAAUCCUCUUAACUUUAAAUGAGGAGUCGUAUAAAUACGGCUAAGUUAGUUUAACUCAGAACUGUGAGUUACAAUAAUAAUGAAAUAUCUGUUUGUUUUACUAGCUAAAGAAUGUUAUUGUAUUGAUAAUGUUUAAAAAAAUGUUGUUUUAACUCACAGUAUCAAGUUUAAACAAGAUGUGAUUAAAAGUUUUCAUGUAUCAA
Gadus morhua (Atlantic cod) is the source of this 2469-nucleotide messenger RNA. RefSeq lists its product as uncharacterized. NCBI's taxonomy places the organism in Eukaryota, Metazoa, Chordata, Actinopteri, Gadiformes, Gadidae. The transcript is spliced from 3 exons. The coding region runs from base 336 to 1352 and encodes 338 amino acids. The record is from RefSeq and is a predicted model, not a curated record.